Xyrichtys novacula (pearly razorfish) is the source of this 8423-nucleotide messenger RNA. The record is from the annotation of a GenBank genome assembly. NCBI's taxonomy places the organism in Eukaryota, Metazoa, Chordata, Actinopteri, Labriformes, Labridae.
CAGAGAUUGACAGAAAAUUAGACAAAGAGAACCUCAAUGCAGAGAGAGACUCCAAUCACCACAUGCUGAGUGUGUAAGUAUAGAGUAAGUCAUAUGAUAGAGUUGUUUUGUGUGUGUUGCUCUUUUUGUGUCGUUGAGUAUUGCUGUCUUUUGCUAUUCGUGUUGCUGUAGAUAAUGGUCUGGUCGUGUUCAUACCUGUCCAAAGCAGCGAGACUUGAGUAAAGACCUUUCAGUUGGUUGUAGUGACAAGGUAAUUUGUUCUCUCAGCCGUCUGAGGAUUUUAAACGUUUGAAGAUCAGAUUUACAGUGAAAGAUGCAGUUUUGUGCAGUUUGAAUACACCUGGCUAAAGUCUAUCCCUUUUGGAAGAGCAGGAUGUCUCUAACAGAAACACCUCCACCUGUAGCAGUCAGUGACGGCGUCAUGUUGCAUCUCAGAUAAAAUGUUUUUAUAGGAGACAAAAAUGCAGACACACCUUUAUUUCUUCAAACUCAAAGUGUCUGGAUUUUCAAAAAGACUUUUGUAAUGGAUGUGUUUAGUCUGUUCAUUUAAAGUUGCUGUUUAAAGUUGAUCCACAAACUUCACUUCACUGGUUAGAGGAGAUGUUUUUGUAGAUUUUGUUCUGAGGUGUGAGGAGGAAGGACGACUGAGUCAUUUCAUUGACUAUGGUGUGAUCUCUAAAUGACUGCAGCUCAGGGGGUUUCCGACUCGAAAGAUGAUCUAACUAACUAACUAACUAACUAACUAACUCGCUCACUCACUCACUAACAUUGUCACUUGCCCACUCACUUGCUAACUUACUCACUUACUAACCAGCCCACUCACUCAUUCACUCUCUAAACUUUCUUCCUCGUUUCCUCAGGUCAGCUCUGAUUGGAGGGUGACCCCGAUUACAGCUGGGUUGAACUCAGACCCUCAGCUUUCUCCUGACUCUGAUGGGGCUUUUUUUAACCGGCAAAUUGUCAGCCACCAUUUGACACUGCGUAAGUAGUCAUGAGUUUGAAACCACAACAGAGUCAGGAAGCACCAACUGACAAAUAGAGCAAAACCCCCUGUGAGACGUCAACCCUGAUUCCUGUGACAGAGUUACCUUCUUCCUUUUUUCGUAGCUGUCAAGUGAUUCAAAACACAGCCGUUACCACGGAGACGACACCCAGUCUAAGUAAGGGAACGAGGAGGACUCCCCGCAGUCCUGAGGAGACAGACUGGAUCAUCACCAAGAUGGACCAGCAGCAGCAGCACGCCAAAAUGGAGCGCUUCUUGAAGCUGGGCUACAGUCAGAGUGACAUCCUGCGGGUCCUGGAGAGCCUUCGCCACGAUGCCCAGACCAACGACAUCCUGGAAGAGCUGAUCAAGACCUGCCACACCCGAUCCUCCAGCAACAGGAGCACCCCGGGCAGUCCCAGGUUGGUUUCCAGAGGCUGCAGCCCGGGGCCCAGACCAGGACCAGGACCAGGACCAGCUCCAGCGCCAGCACCAGGACCAGACAGAGAGCCGGCAGCUGGAUUUAGACCUGUGGUUAUAGACGGGAGCAACGUGGCCAUGAGGUGAGUCAAUCCUUCAUCAUCAGGCUUCAGUUCAGAGUUUUGAUUUUACAAGUCUGAGUCAGAGUGAAGUCUGACAGUCUGAGGGUUUGAUCAACUUUAAGCAACAAAAUAAAAAGUUUUUUUCAUGCAGAACUGUUUGAAUUUGAACAGUAAAUUAUGAUAUUAUUAACAGUUUCUCUAUUUGUGUGUUUGUGUUGAGAUAUCAGACAGUGAAUGUUGGUUCAGUGGGGCUGAAUGUGUGUUUCUUUGUUUCUCUGUUUGAGUUAAGACACUAAAGUCAGCGGCUGUUUUUCUGUGAGGGUGAUUGUGGUCUGGUUUAAGGAAGGCAGAUUUAAGGAAGUGAAAACAUGACAUGAUUCUGCCUGCUUCUCUUUUUCGUAAUAAACUCCACACCUGCAAGUUAGUCACACCUCACUUUCUGUUUUUUUUUGUCAUGUCACACUGUGUGGGUGACACUGCUGAGACCACGUGUAACUGCACACCGAGCUUUUUCCAGGUGUGAUCUCACCUGCACUCAGCCGAGGGUUAUGAGGAAGUUAUGAGUCACUGACCUGACGCCGAGGUGGAUCAGCCUCAGUAAAUUCAAAGUGUUUGAACAAAAGAGAAGUGUUGGUACAAUAAAGAUACCUGUUAGGACAUGAAAGCUUAAGCGGACGCCACUUUUCCUGUCACACCUUUACCAACAGGUGAGACAGGGUAGCUGUAACCAGCCUCAGGUGUGUCUCGGCUGAACCAGGAAGAUCUUAUCAGGCUCUGAAUGUUUCAAUAUGAGUCCUGCACAGUUAAGCAUCCUGAUCUGCUCUCAGAUAACAGACCAACACCUGUCAUCUCUUAACUGUCCUCUUUCAUCUGUCUUCUUUUCACCUGUCUUCUUUUUAUCUGUCCUCUCAUCUGUCCUCUCUUACCUGUCUUCUUUUUAUCUGUCUUCUCUCAUCUGUCCUCUCUUACCUGUCUUCUAUAUCACAAUCAGAAUACUUAAUUUACCCUGGGGGAGGUAACUGUCUGCUCCCAUCUGUUUGAUCAUGCAGCUAAGUACUACAGUACAAAAGCUGACAAGUUCCCUACAGCAGGUGUGCAUGUGACCAGAGUACAAAUGUGAAUGUGAAAAUGUUACCCCGUGUUGUUGCGUGUAAGUGUUGCGUUGUUGUUUUGUGUCACAGUAUUACAUUGUUUUGUUGUGUUACAGUGUUUCAUGUUGGUGCUACACUGUAUUUUUUUUUGUUACAUCCUUACAUUUUAGUGUGUGUAAGUGAAAAAUUGUGGUGUUAUCAAUGACUUUUUAUUGUGUUGAGCAAGUGCAGUGUUACAUUGUUGUGUUGUGAUGUCAUGUUACAUUGGUAUGUCACAGUGUUAUGCUAUAUUACAGUAUAACAUUGUAAUCUUUUUUUAUGGAGUUGUGUCUUAAUGUUACAAUGUGGUUCUGUGAUACAGUGUUAUGCUGUGUUCGAGUUACCUCGGAAGUCAGAUGUCGGAACUGAAAAUGACGUCACACGCUUAGCGUUUACCUUGUCUGAAUAUAACAAGGACAAGGCAAGUGCUAAAAUAACUUUCCUAGAUGUAGCCAUCUUGUUUCCACCUCCGAUUUUGCUUUCUUCCGACUUCACUGAUAACUCAGGUGUAACAUAAUUUUCAGCUCCGACAUCUGACUUCCGAGGUAACUCAAACGCACCAUUACAUUGUCAUAUUGUGUAACAGUGUCACAUGGAGGUGUUACCUGCUGCUAGUUUUCAACACCUGUCCCUAGUUUAGCCUUGGGUAACUAAAAAACAAAAAGUAAAGAAUAAUUUUACAUAAAAUAACAUCCAUGCAAAUAACAAUGUUUCGAAAAGGAAGGAAAGAAGACCAAACAAUGAAUAUUUACAUCGAAGUUAUACAAAAUUAAAUCACAGUAACAGAAAUACUCACCUCUUUGAUUGUCAUUUAGCCAACCUUUAAUACCUUUCAAAAAAAAAAUCUCACAAUUAAAGGACAUUUUAUGAAAAAAAAAGACUGUCUAAAAGAGGUCUUUUGAUGUUCUAUUUCCACAUUGUCACUGUGUGUCAUUGUGUCAGCUGUGCCCCUGUUGUUCCUGAUACUAAUUUGCGACCAACUUGCACAAAACUACCAGUGCUAAAUUUUGCAGACAUUAAGAAACGUUUUCAGGUAUACAAAUAAAAUAAAAAACUAUCAAAAUUGAGCAAAUAGUACUGCAUAGGCAUGCGACUUCUAGUUUUUUGGUCAUUAUUUCAAAAGCCUGGUUAUCCAAAGAUGCAACAGACCUAAUCAUAGCAAUGCUGUGUUACAUUGUUGGGACACAGUAUGAUGUUCUGUGGUUGUGUAACAAUAGAGAUAUAUAAUGAUCCAGGACACACACCAACAAACAGCACAGGCUGUCUGAAGGUUCGUCCUGAGUCUGUCGCAUGUCAAACUCUGUUUUUAAACCUGGUAUAUGCAAAGUCUUUCUUUACUUCCUGCUGACAGCAAUAUGGGAAAUCCCCGUGGGCGUGCACUUGCACUUGCACUUGCAUGGCAGAAUGAUGUAGUAAGUCGAAAAUAGACUGAGAUGAGUCUGUCCAGGGCUUGGGGUUAGGUAGGUAGGAGGGUAGGGAUAGGUACGUAGGCCAGGAAGGUAGGAAAUUAGGUCAUUGGGUAGAAAGGGUGUUGGUAGGUAGAGCAGCAGGACAGUUUCUUCCUCAAACAGUAAUAUAAAACAUCUGCAUUACUGUAAAUGCUUUGUGCACGGAAACAGGAAUGAAGAAGUGAAUCUCUCGUUGUCUCUUUUUUUCUGUGUCUCUGUAGUCAUGGCGAUAAGAAGGUGUUUUCAUGCCGGGGCCUUCAGCUGGUGGUGAGCUGGUUCUGGAGCAAAGGUCUGCGGGACAUCACAGUGUUUGUCCCACUGUGGAGGAAGGAGCAACCCCGUCCUGAGACCCCCAUCACAGGUAGGCUCACCUGACAGAGUUGCAGAGGCUCUGCAGCCAUCCCAGUGAAAUUUAACAUCAGUUGAAAGUCAAUAAACACAACCUGUUCCAUUUGCAACCAGACAGGUGUAACUCCAACCACACACCUCACGUUACAGUGAUGUCACUGUAAAGGCAGGAGCAGGUUUUGCUGGACAAACAGUCAAGUAAACCUGACAGGGGUUGUGUUGCUUAAUAGCUUCUGGUAGAUUUUAAAGUAGGACAAACAAAACAGGUGUUUUAUGAAAACUUUCCAUGAACAAAUAAGAAAUCAAACUGGUUUAAAGAGGAACUGGGAUUCAGACUUAUUUAGGAAACAAUCAUGAAUCUGUGUCAUUAAUGGAUGAGUCAGAUAUUAGACAUGUUCAUGGACAAAUAAAAGCACAUAAUGAAUAAAAAAAUCAGAAAUCAAUCAGAAUAAAGACUCAUUAAUGGAUUUAUUCUAUAUCAGACAAAUCAAAAGAUGAAUUAAAGUUCAGACUUAUACAAGGAUAAAUUCAAAAUCAGACUUAUGGAUGGAAUAAUAAGGAAUCUGACUUAAUAAUGGAUAAAUAUAAGUAUUAAAAUGUAUAAAUGACGGAUUAGACUUACAAAUAGAUGAACCAGAAAUCAGACUAUAUAACAGAUCUAUCGAAAAUCAGACAUUUAAACUAUUAAAACUGGAAUAAUACUUACAUAUAGAACAAUUGGGAAUCAGGCUUAUCAAUCAGAAAUCAGAACAUUUAAUGAAACAGUGGCGUUAUGGAUAAGGGUCAAUGAUUUCAGCUGGUAAAUCCUUUCUCCGUCUGUCAGGCUGGUCAUUCAUUUAUCGGGUCUUCAUCAGGUUUUUAUCAAAUAGAUUUCAUCACUUUUUACUAAAACACACAUUUCAGAUUGUUAUUUUUUUAUGUUUAAAAGAGGAGUUGAAACACCAGCAUGUGUUGCUGCUGGAUUCAGUUUAAAACACUUCCUUUUCUUAUAAUAACAAUCCAAGUUUACAGGAAGCAGAUCAGAUAGAUCAGCCUCACAGAUUUCUACCUGCUGUGAAUCUCAAAAGUCUCAGUAGAUGAGACUGUUCCCUUUGUGUCCAAUCUGCCACAUACCUCUUGACGGCUAGAGACUAAAUUCUUGAAAUUCAUCUGUCUCUAAAAAUAGACAGGUGAAUUAAUCACCCACAUACUUUCAUGACAGAACAUUAAUAAACCUGAACAUCCUCAUUAUGUCUCACAGAUCAACACAUCCUUCAUGAACUGGAGAGGAGGAAGAUCCUUGUCUACACGCCAUCACGCUUCGUCAAUGGGAAGAGGGUGGUGUGCUACGACGACCGCUACAUCAUAAAGCUGGCCUUCGACUCUGACGGGAUCAUCGUGUCCAACGACAACUAUCGAGACCUGCAGAUGGAAAACCCGCAGUGGAAAAAGUUCAUCGAGGAGAGGCUGCUGAUGUACACCUUUGCUAAUGACAAGUGAGGACGCUGGAAUAAGAGGCUAACUGUUGGCUCAUCUCCUGCAGGCUUCAGUAGGUUACUGUAGACAGACUACCUGCUGGCAUCAGUAGAUAACUGUUGUUAUGAAAAUUGGAGCAACUUAAAAUUGCAUGAGAUUAAUAUUGUUAUUAAUCUAAACAUUAUGAGUGUUAAAUAGGGGCACCACCAACCAUAAAAGAGGGAAAAUUGGAAUUUAAAGAUAAAAUCAAUCACAUAUCUUCAGCUGAAGAAAACACUAUCAGGCAAGAACUAAAUUAUACAUUUAUCACAGGGUAAAUAAUAACACAACAAAAAAGGAAUAAAUCACAUGAUUCUAAUGAUGAGUAAUGAUUGACAAAUAAAUGGUUUUGGGUUAGACUAUGACUAUAUGAUAGUGAGUAAAUAUGCUAUUAUAUGUUAAUUCAUGUUAACCAUGGUGUAAAGGUGUACAUUGUAACAAAAAUCAUUGUACAUGAUGAAUUAAGAUGAAUUUGGAGUUGAAUUUAGGAUUAAUCCAAGUAGUCAACCUUCAACCUUCGAUUUAAAAUAAAGUAAAUGUCUCUUAGGGGUGUAAAUUUCACCACAAGGUUGUCUUCAAUACUCUUCAGAGAGAUAACCUGCAGGCAUCUGUAGGUCAUUGUAGACUGAUAACCUGCAGGUGUGUUUACCGUGAGUGUAGAGAGCAGAUGCUUGUACAGGUUGAUCAGUAAGAAUCACUUUUAACCAUGACUCCUGAUCUCUGUCUGUGUCUGCAGGUUCAUGCCUCCAGAUGACCCACUGGGCAGAAACGGUCCAACUAUUGAUGAUUUCCUGAGAAAGAGGCCGUGGACUCUGGACAGCAGGCUGCAGCACUGUCCUUAUGGUGGGUUGGUUUACAGCUCAGUGUCUGCCACAUAGAGUGAUCAGAUUUAGCUGUUUACUGAGGAAUUAAAACUGCAAACACCAACAGGACUGAGUCUGAGGAGUUGGUGGGAGUGUGUGAUUUUUCAUGUAAUGUAUGAAGAUGUUAUUCGGUGAUACCCUCUGGUUGUAGUUGAUCCCCACCAGGAGUCUUUACUUAAGACCUUCUUUCUGUUUACAGGGAAGAAGUGCACCUAUGGAGUUAAAUGCAAGUUCUAUCAUCCUGAACGUGCCAACCAAUCACAGCUCUCCGUGGCUGACGAGCUGAGAGAGCAAAGAGACAAAGCCAGAGUGAAUCUGCAGAAGUCCAUUUGCUGCCCUGAUGGGACCCAUCCCGUGAACAUGGAGGACCCCACCCACUGGGCUUCACCCAGCACACCGCUCACCUACCACAGAGACUCCAGCAGUCCCCGAAUGAGCCACCUCCUCAGCCCCAGUCCAGAUCCUGAUGAGGCCUUUGGCUCCAUGGAAAGCUCCAUAUCAGGGCCCUACAUCCAGAAUGAGGCCUACAGCUACAGCAGUGGGAUGGCGAGCUACAGCCUGGGCCAUGAGGACUACCUCUCCUCAGGCUCCAUCAGUGGAAGCCAACCCCAUGAGAGCAGCUCAGUGCCCUGCAGCCAGUUCACCUGUGCUCAUCAACAGCCCAGACGGCACUCCCCCCAGCAGCACCAGAACCACCAUCAACCCCAGAAUCACCAGCAGCACCAGUGCCUCCACCAGCAUCCGUACCUCUACCAGAACCAGCACAAGUACCUCCACCAGCACCGCCAGCACCACCUCCACCCAGCAUGGAGCUCCUGCCCUACUCUGCCUCCUCAUGAUCCUGAGCAGCACUCAGCUUGUUCCGCAGAGACGCCCCCUAUGAGACUGUCCUCUAACAGACAAAGCCACAGCUUACACAGAGACCCUAUUCCUCAGGAUAGCAGCAGGAGCAGGACCAGGUCCAGCCAGCAGAGAACUGGCCUGAGGAGUCAGCUGAGCACUCUGUUUCCCCAGCACAUGGUGGAGCAUGUCAUGGACACUUACCCACAUGUUUCAGACCUGUCUGAACUGAUCAGACUCAUCCAAAGCUACCGGAGCAGUCUGGUCUCCCACUGGACCCAAGAGACUAGUUCAGACCUACACUGAGUCCAAUAUCCAGCCUAGUUCUCCACAAUGAACCAAAGUGAAGGGACACUUUUAAAAAAUGAAUGUUUAGUUUUUUCUUAGAUUUAAAGUGUGGAGAAACAGAUCCACUUUAUUUCUAAGGGCAUUAAAGAGCAAAAGUCUAUUAAAGUUGACUCAGUGGACUGAAUGUAGACCCGUUUUUAAGUGCAAUGCACUACCUAUACAUAUAAUCAUAUGUAUAUUUACAAACAUAAAUACAUAGCUACCUUGUGUAGCUCUAAUAUAUCUUUAAAUAAAGCAGCAUGUGUUGUUUUCUUAUGUUUCCUCAAAGUGAGGAAUUCGAUCACACCAGCCUGAGUCUGUGAAGAUAGUCUGACCUCUUAAGGUGUUUAAAAGUAGGUUAUUACUGUAAAACCUGCCUUUAAAAUAUACUGUGAUCCAUAAAUGUACUGUGAAACAAACUAUUAAAGAGCUUUACUGCCUGAAACUUC